AUGAUCAGCAACUUGUGCGAUUCGCUUCAAAUUAGCAGUGUAGUCUUUUCAAAGAGGCCGGAGAAUCCUCUGAGAAACAGACUGCCCCCACUUCAUCACAGCAAGACUACUGUCAGCAGGGACAGCACUUUGCCCUCGCUGCCAUCAGAGUCUGUGUGCAUGAACAAUGCCAAGCGUCCUCAACAGCAGGACAAUGACAGAUCCUUCGACCGACUUCUGCCCAAGUCCCCUGCAUAUGUCUUGCAGUUCUUCAAGAAAUAUCUGACAGAGUUUGAGCAGAAGGAAAUCAAGGGCUACAAAAAGGUUUGGCACCUGGGCCAAAAAGCCAAGAAGAUCCAGGGAUCAAAGUCCUUAUCCUUUAACUCUGGAUAUGAUACAGAGAAUGGAUACUACAGAAUGGUCAUCAAAGACCACAUCGCCUUCCGCUUUGAGGUGCUGGAGGAGAUCGGUCGAGGCGCCUACGGCCAGGUCCUCAAAUGCCGUGAUCACAAGACGAUGGCGCUUGUGGCCAUCAAGGUCAUUCGAAAUGAUAAGAGCAUCCAUAAUGAGGCCAUGGCCGAGGUGAAGAUCUUAGAUGCACUGGGGAAGAAAGACAAGAAGAACACGGCCAACAUCCUCCAUAUGAAGGAGCACUUUUACUUUCGCAACCACCUCUGCAUUGCCUUUGAACUCUUGGGCAAAGACUUGUACACAGUGAUGAAGGAGAACAACCUUCAAGGCUUCAGCAUCUCUCAGGUGCAGCGCUUUGCAAAAGACCUGCUCACAUGCCUGCAGCUGCUCAGGAAGGAGGGGAUCAUCCACUGUGACCUAAAACCGGAGAACAUCCUGAUGUCAGACAAAAACCACAAUCACGUCAAGGUGAUUGACUUUGGAGCAAGCUGCUUUGAAGAAAAAAAAAGACAGAAAUGCAUACAGACGCGGCUGUACAUGUCUCCAGAGAUGCUUCUGGCAAAAGGGUACAGCUUUCCCAUCGACAUGUGGAGCCUGGGCUGCAUCUUGGCUGAGCUCCACACCGGCAGCCCUCUCUUUGAUGGCGAUAACUGGAAUGACCAGUUCGGCUGCAUCAUGGAGGUGCUGGGUGAGCCUCCCAUGGAGCUUCUGCGGGGAGCGCGCCUGUUGGAGAGGUUUUACGACUCUCAAGGCUUCCUCAAAAAAAUAGUGAACAACAAUGGCGCUGUGCGACAGCCUGGCAGUAAGAACCUGGCCAGCCUGUUGAAGACAACGGACGCUAACUUCCUGGAUUUCAUUCAGCGCUGCCUGCGAUUUAAACCAGAGGAGCGCAUGACACCAGAGGAAGCCAUGCAGCAUGCAUGGAUUCAGGGGCAGCUCCACACCCCAAAAUCCACACCCAAACCCUGUGCUGCAGACAACACAGCAUCAGCUGGCACAGCACAUGUGUACAGGAAGGAGGGCAGUCUUCUGAAAAGAGAAAAAAUGCCACCUGUGAGGCUGACAUUCAUCAAAGAGAGCGUAACCGAGGUCAUGGCCAAGAUCUCCACAGUAGGGAAGGAAAGACACCCCAUUCAACGUAUCAGCGGAGCAACACAAACACUGCAGACAAGGCAGGAAAAAGUGGGGAUGGCCAAAACCUUUCAGGAAGGCCUCUGUUUUCCUUCACUGACAGGAGGGGAGCAGAAAGGCCGAGGAGAGACCAGGGGCCAAUGGAGGAGACAGGGGAAAUAA
Myripristis murdjan (pinecone soldierfish) is the source of this 1683-nucleotide messenger RNA. RefSeq names its product dual specificity tyrosine-phosphorylation-regulated kinase 4-like. Gene Ontology annotation, biological process: peptidyl-serine phosphorylation; peptidyl-threonine phosphorylation. NCBI's taxonomy places the organism in Eukaryota, Metazoa, Chordata, Actinopteri, Holocentriformes, Holocentridae. The transcript is spliced from 14 exons. The record is from RefSeq and is a predicted model, not a curated record. Gene Ontology annotation, molecular function: protein serine/threonine kinase activity; protein serine/threonine/tyrosine kinase activity; ATP binding. Gene Ontology annotation, cellular component: nucleus; cytoskeleton; cytoplasm. Bases 1 to 1683 code for a protein of 560 amino acids.